This is a messenger RNA of Trichoderma citrinoviride, 1044 nucleotides long. Its product is annotated as GPI2-domain-containing protein. Gene Ontology annotation, cellular component: glycosylphosphatidylinositol-N-acetylglucosaminyltransferase (GPI-GnT) complex; membrane. The transcript has 2 exons. The record is from RefSeq and is a predicted model, not a curated record. The coding region runs from base 1 to 1044 and encodes 347 amino acids. Lineage: Eukaryota; Fungi; Ascomycota; Sordariomycetes; Hypocreales; Hypocreaceae. Gene Ontology annotation, biological process: GPI anchor biosynthetic process.
AUGACCUGCGACCUACGGAACGAAGAAGACAAGGAGGAUGACCCGGCGGCCGGCGGAGCCGCUGCCUCUGCCACCAAGACGGAGAGCAUCCGACGGCGAGCGCGCGCAGCUAGCAUUCGUCGGCCCAUCAUUGCGCCUCGUGCCAUUCCCGUUGCAUCAUCCAGUCGUUCGACAUCGGAGGCCAGCUCUUCUCGGCCUUCUGCGGGAAGCUCCACGAUCAACAUCAAGGUCCAGAUUCCAGAAAACGAACAGCUAAGGGUGACAAGCCAUGCGCCUCCCUCUUCCACCACCUCUCCCACCUCGCCCACAUCGCCCCUAUCGCCAAGGGCAGCUCCUCAGAACAGCAGCAGCACCGGUGCCGACGGCCAACCGAUGAUGCUGCAGCGGGCCAGCUCGGACGUGAUGCCCGACUUUCCGCUCCCAAGCGAGACGAACCGCCUGUACCAGCGCCUCGGGACCAUCAAGUCGGCCAUACUCAUCUACUGCACGCUGCUCGGGCUCAGCCCCAUCCUCAAGUCGCUUACGCAGUCCACGUCGAGCGACAGCAUCUGGGCCAUGUCGUUCUGGCUGCUGGCCAUCAACAUCUUCUUCUUCGACUACUCGGGCGGCGUGGGCGCCAAGUUCCCGGCGUCGCUGUCGACCAACGCGGCGCUCAUGGCGUCGACGGUGCUGGCCAGCCGCCUGCCCUCGACCAAGCAGGUGUUUUGCCUGACGCUCUUCAGCAUCGAGGUGUUUGGGCUGUUCCCCGUGUUCCGGCGGUACGUGCAGCACCGCAGCUUCCGGCAGCACGUCAUCCUCACGGUGCUGCUGAUCCUGGGCGCGGGCUGGGGCGUCGGCGUGGUGAUUGCCGAGCCCAAGCCCGGGUGCUGGCCGUGGAAGCGCGGCAUCGGCGGCAUGGCCGUGGCCGUCAUGAUUGCGGCCAUUGCCACGGGCGGGUGCAGCUGGUGGCUCAUUGGGCUGCAGCGGUACAAGAACGAGAUUCGGGGCCCGUGGGAUCCUGCGAGGCCCAUUAUCAUGAGCCGGCCGCGCUGGGAUGAUCGGUGA